Microthlaspi erraticum is the source of this 1323-nucleotide messenger RNA. The record is from the annotation of a GenBank genome assembly. NCBI's taxonomy places the organism in Eukaryota, Viridiplantae, Streptophyta, Magnoliopsida, Brassicales, Brassicaceae.
AUGUCUCUAGCUGACAAAGCUCACCAAUGGGAGAAGAGCUUGCCCCAUGGCACAAUCACCACUUGGGAUGAAUGCAAGAAGGCCUUUCUUGCUAAGUUUUUCUCCACCGGUCGCACAGCCAAGCUUAGAGGAGAGAUAUCCAGCUUCAUCCAGCGAAACAAUGAGACAUUCGCAGAGGCUUGGGAGAGGUUCAAAGGCUACACAAGUCAGUGCCCACACCAUGGAUUCAACAAUGAAUCACUACUCUCCACUCUUUAUAGAGGAUGCUUGCCUAGGUAUAGGGAGAUGCUAGACACAGCUAGCAAUGGGAACUUCCUCAACCAGGAUGUAGAUGAUGGCUGGCAACUUGUGGAGAACAUGGCCAUAUCAACAGAAUGCUAUGGAGAGCACUAUGAAAGUACAGAUGGAGCUCGACCGCGCACUCGAUCGAGCUGGAGCUCAGAUGAGAAAAGACAUGCUUGCACUCAACUCGAAGUUGGACAAACUGAUCCUAGCCCAAUUCCCUGCCAAGCAUGUCAACUAUGUCUCAGAACAAACCUAGUCAAGGACCAGGAAGGGGAGGAGACAACACAAGAGGGCAAGCCAAAGGUUCUGGAAAUGAACAACAAGCUGGUUGAGAUACACUCUAAACUAGAGUCAUUGACUUCAAGAGUCCAAAUCAUUGAGUCUUCAAGUGCAUCAUCCUCUUCACCACAAGAGUAUGCCCAAGCAGUUACACUAAGAAGUGGGCAAUUCCCAAGUAGAGGUAGCCCACCCCAAAUCGCUGUGGACAUCGAUGACGAGGAAGGGGAGGAUUUAGUCGACUAUGCUGAUAACACGACCCGAACUCGAUCGAGCUGGAACAAAACCCUGAACCAGAACUCGAUCGAGCUGAAGAAACUGAGACACUGCAAGACAAACCAGAGCUCGAUCGAGCAGAAGAGAGCAGACAAAGCAAGCUCCAGCCAACCAACUAAACCUGUUGCAAAGAAGAAAGACACUCCAUCAGGACCACCACCAUACAAACCCCCUCUGCCCUUUCCAGGAAGGUUCAAGAAACAACUGUUGGAAGCACACAAGGCCAAGUUUGAUGAACUAAUGAGACAACUUGAGCUGAAGUUGCCCUUCAUCGACGCCUUGAUGCUCAUUCCACCUUAUCAGAAAUUCCUGAAGGAUGCUGUUCAGCAAAGAACCAGGGAAGCACAAGGGAUGGUAGUGUUGACUCGUGAGUGCAGUGCAAUCAUUCAGCGGAAGGUCAUCUCCGACAAAAAGGAAGAUCCGGGGAGUUUCACUUUGCCUGCAUGUUGGGACCCCUAUCUUUCAAAAACAGCCUCUGCGAUCUAG